UUGCUUUUUGCUUACAAAAAAUUGUACGAAGUCGAAUUUGUAGUCAGUCUCAGUGGCAGUAGUAAGAUACAUAUCCAGAAUCACACUUAACGCCAGCUAAAAACGCAAGCGAAAAAGGAAGCGGAGCGCGCGCAAAGCAGCGAACAUGUCCUGGAUGGAGAAAGUGGAUCCGGAGCUGAUUUUUACGAAGCAGGAGCGAAUCGGCAAGGGCUCCUUCGGCGAGGUCUUCAAAGGUAUCGACAAUCGAACACAGCAAGUGGUAGCCAUCAAGAUUAUUGAUUUGGAAGAGGCCGAGGAUGAAAUCGACGAUAUUCAACAGGAGAUUAUGGUGCUGUCGCAAUGCGACUCACCGUACGUGACUAAGUACUAUGGCUCGUAUUUAAAGGGCACCAAGCUUUGGAUAAUCAUGGAGUACUUGGGCGGCGGUUCGGCAUUGGAUCUAAUGAAAGCUGGUUCUUUCGAAGAGAUGCACAUCGGCAUUAUACUGCGAGAAGUGCUCAAGGGCCUGGACUAUUUGCAUUCGGAGCGAAAGUUGCAUCGUGACAUCAAAGCGGCCAAUGUGCUGCUGAGCGAGCAGGGUGACGUAAAGUUGGCGGACUUUGGUGUGGCCGGGCAAUUGACUAACACGACCUCCAAGCGAAACACUUUCGUGGGCACGCCCUUCUGGAUGGCGCCUGAGGUAAUCAAGCAAUCGCAGUAUGACUCCAAGGCGGAUAUCUGGUCGCUUGGUAUUACAGCUAUUGAGCUGGCCAAGGGUGAGCCGCCAAAUUCAGAGUUGCAUCCCAUGCGCGUGCUCUUCCUCAUUCCGAAGAACAAUCCGCCCCAAUUAACUGGAAAUUAUACCAAGUCGUUCAAGGACUUUGUCGAAGCGUGCCUUAACAAGGACCCGGAGAAUCGGCCCACAGCCAAGGAGUUGCUUAAGUAUCCGUUCAUCAAGAAGGCAAAAAAGAACGCCUAUUUGAUUGACCUAAUUGACCGCUUUAAGAAGUGGAAACUCUCAAAAGGCGAUGAGAGCGAAACCGAAUCUGAAAACUCCGACUCCGAUUCAGAUGCCAAACAGAGCGGCAGCAGCAACGAUGAACCCUGGAUAAUGACUGUAAAAGGCUUGCACAUUAACAGCGCACCGCGUGCCGGCAUUAACACCUUCCAUCUGCAGGAGCACGAGCUUACCAUGCAGAAGCUCAUGCAGGGCACGCAUUCGCCAACAGCCGCCGCCGGCGGUCCCACAACCAGCAACAGUAUUGGCAAAACUACUGCGGCCGUUAUUCAGCCAAACGCCGGCAACAUCCCGGCCAUGACAAGCACAACCACAGCCUUGGUUACAGCAGCCAACAGCGAUGGCAGCGCUGCCUCUAUGGCCAACCACAAUAACAACAAUAACAACAACAAGCAUGCCUCAACCACGGUCAUUAAUGCUUCGAGCAGCAACCAUCACGAGCAUACUGGUAAGCACGGUGGACACAGUGGUCUGGGCAUCUCAUCAUCUGCAGCGAUGGGUACAUCAAGCUCCACAAGCGAUCACAUGCAAAAGCGUGCCAAUUCGAAGCCCGAGCUGCGUCAGGCACGUCCCAGCUCCUCAACACUGGACCACGUGGAGGAGCGCCGAGCCUCCUUGGGGCUGCCAUUGAGCCUUGAGCAGCAGCAGCAGCGACGCAGCAGCAGCAAUCGUGAAUCAUUCCAUACAACAACAACCGCCGCCAACAAUAUGAGCAGCUCGGCCGUGCGAAACGAUGAAGCUACUUCCAACAAUCAUGGCAAGCUGCCGACGAGUGGCCAACGCCUUAUUCAGACCAAUAGCGCCUGUCUCAACAAUUUUCUGUUCCCCGUGCUUAGCGACAUACAGCGAAAGUACAACAGCAGCGGCAAGAACUUGCAGAAUAUGCACGGCAUGGGGAGCAUGGGCAGCGAUAUAGGUGACCUGAAGUCGGUCUUUGAGCUAGCCGAACGUUCCAGUCCCGGCGUGAGCGAUCUGUUCAUGAAGGAGCUCAUCCAUAUGCUGGUCCCAGGCUAUUCGGAGACGCGCAUCAACAAUAUAAUGGAACGCGCCAUACGCAAUCGCAAAUAGACCGUGCAACGGCAACCAAAUUCCAAGCAACAUGCAACUUCAACUAUAUACACACACUUAUAUACAAUACUAUAUUAUACAUACGUAUUAAACAAAUAACGAAGCGAAAAACUCCGACGAUAACAAGAAAUACAACAAUAUAUUCAGACAUUUAGUGGCCAAUUGAGCGAGAAGGGAGCAGCGGUAGACUUAUGAAACACAAUACAUAUAAAGUUUAUAUAGUUGUAUGUACAUGUAUUUAAAAACUGAGCCGUAUGCGGCAAGAGUUGAUUGAACAGUUGUUUAAGCAUUCAAAAUAUAUUCGUUUGUUUAUCUGCAAUAUUAAUCUAAUGUAUAACAUAUGCAACUUAAAGAAUAAAACCAA
Messenger RNA from Scaptodrosophila lebanonensis, 2429 nucleotides. RefSeq names its product serine/threonine-protein kinase svkA (gene GckIII). Lineage: Eukaryota; Metazoa; Arthropoda; Insecta; Diptera; Drosophilidae. Gene Ontology annotation, biological process: protein phosphorylation. Gene Ontology annotation, molecular function: ATP binding; protein kinase activity. Bases 146 to 2065 code for a protein of 639 amino acids. The record is from RefSeq and is a predicted model, not a curated record. The transcript has a single exon.